UUGAAAUGUUCAGAGCAAUUACUAGACACGGGCAUAAACUCAAAAGUUUGAGAACUCUCCCUAGAUCUGUCAGCAGACCUGCCUACAGAGCAUUCUGUUCAACGGAAGAGAUAGAAAGAGAUGAAAUGGAGUAUGAUGUAGUCAUUGUUGGAGCUGGACCAGCCGGUCUUUCUGCUGCUAUUAAGCUCAGACAACUUUCUGAGGAUAGAGAUGAAGAACUUAGCAUCUGUGUAUUGGAGAAGGGAGCUCAAGUCGGAGCGCACAUCCUUAGCGGAAACUGAUUCAACCCACACGCACUAAAUGAAUUGAUCCCUGAUUGGAGAAAUGAUGAAACAUGCCCACUUGAGACUAAAGUCAGUGAAGAUAGAUUUAGUAUUCUCUUUGAAAACAAAAGCAUCAAUGUUCCUGAAAUGUUCCUUCCUAAAUCUAUUCGUAACCAUGGUAACUACGUAUGUGGCCUUGGUGAGAUUGUUGAAUGGCUCGGAGAAAAAGCAGAGGAGGAAGGCAUUGACAUCCUCCCUGGCUUUGCAGGAAGUGAAAUCUUCUACAAUGAAGAUGGUAGCGUUGGAGGAGUCAUCACAAACGACUUCGGAGUCGCCAAGGAUGGAACCCAAAAAGAUACCUUCAUGCCAGGCAUGAUAGUUAAAGCAAAACAGACUAUUCUUGCUGAAGGCUGCAGAGGAUCUUUGUCUCAACAACUAAUCGAGAAGUUUAAUCUUGAUGGAAACGUAGUAAAUAAACAACAGUAUGGGAUAGGAAUUAAAGAGGUCUGGGAAGUCGACAACUCAGAGUUCAAGCCAGGACUUGUUAAGCAUACUGUUAACUGGCCUCUUGGUCCAAAUGUCUACAGCGGAACUUUCAUGUAUCAUGUGAAGCCAAACAAAAUCCAUGUUGGUAUGGUUGUUGGGUUAGAUUACAAAGACCCAUACUUGAAUCCUUACGAGGAGUUCCAAAGGUUUAAAACUCACAAAAAUAUUAGCAAAUAUUUCAAGAACGGAGAAUGCGUUGCUUAUGGAGCCAGAGCACUGAACGAAGGAGGAUAUCAUUCUCUUCCAAAGCUCACAUUCAAAGGAGGAAUGCUCACUGGAUGAAGCGCAGGAUUCCUCAAUGUUGCUGAAAUUAAGGGAACGCACCAUGCAAUGAAGUCAGGAAUGGUGGCUGCCGAAACUAUUUGGUCAAAAUUGGAGAAAGAUGAGGAUAUCUCUGGAAAAGAACUGACUGAGUACGAAACAUCAAUGCAAGAUUCUUGGGCAGUUCACGAUCUCAAAAAGUGGCGUAAUUUCAAGCUCGGUUUUAAGAAGAAUUUGUGGUUUGGAUUAAUCCAUGGGUUCCUCCUCAAUUUCACACAAGGUAGAGAGCCUUGGACUUUGAAGAUUGGAAAUAAAAAGGAUCAUGAAUAUACUGAGCCAAAAUCCAAGUUCAAACCAAGGAAGUAUCCAAAGAAAGAUAAUAAGCUCACCUUUGAUCUCCUUACCAACCUUGAGAGAUCAGGAACUGAUCACGAUCAUGAUCAGCCUUCCCAUCUAAAAAUCAAAGAAGGAAUGGAGGAUUGGGCGCAAAAAUCCUACGAUAUCUACGGAGCUCCAGAGGACCGUUUCUGCCCAGCUAAAGUAUAUGAGCAUAUCAAAGACGAAGAGACAGGAGAGAUGAAGUUACAGAUAAAUGCCCAGAACUGCGUGCAUUGUAAGACCUGUGAUAUCAAACCUCCAAAUAAUUAUAUUCGUUGGACAACUCCUGAAGGAGCUGGAGGUCCUAAAUAUCCAGGAAUCUAAAUUCCAUUAUAUAGCUUCAAUUAUAUGA
Moneuplotes crassus is the source of this 1800-nucleotide messenger RNA. Lineage: Eukaryota; Ciliophora; Spirotrichea; Euplotida; Euplotidae. The record is from the annotation of a GenBank genome assembly.